AUGCGUACAGAGGUUAUCAAGGCGGACACCAUUGAUGUGGCCGUCGAAAGGAUUCUCGUUGAACUUGGGAAACACACUACAAGCAGCAGAGAGAAUGCCAUCUAUUUUGAUGGCUGGGAUGGUCUUGGGGCAUCUUCCGUCCUGCAAGCCGUAGCCAAACGCCUUGAAGUAUCAAAUGAGCUGUCAAAGAGGCCUGCAGGGCUAGAGUUUGAGAAAAUCAUCCACAUUGACUGCUCAAAGUGGAAGAGCAGAAGAGCAAUGCAGAGGGAAAUAGCAGAGCAGCUGAACCUUCCCAACUGGGUGAUGGAGAUAUUUGACAAGCAAGAUGAGGAGGAUGAUUUCAAUGGAUUAGAUGAAGGCUCUCGAACUGAGAUAGCACAAGUUGUCAGAGAGAUCUAUCAAAGAACACAGAAUCAGAGAUUCUUGGUGAUCCUGCACAAUGGAAGCAGUGAGGAGAUUGAUAUAUUCGACUUCGGUCUUUCUUUAGAUCGAUAUUCUAGUAGCAAGAUGUUGUGGACUUUCCAAGGGAGGUUUCGGCUUGAUCCCAAGAUGAUAGACAGUGUGAAGAAGAGCACAACAACAGGUGUUCUUCUUUCAGCUUCAGGAGAUAGGCAAGAUCCACGGGAGCUUUGGUCAUAUCUAGUGAGCCACGAGGCUGCACAAGUUUCCAGCAAUAAGUAUGGCCAUGUCAUCAUCGAUCCAGCUAUUGCUGCUCAGUGCGUCUUGUAUAUGUUGAAGCAAUCUUGGAUUGGCUCUCGCAUCAUUGACUAUGACAGGGCUAUCCACACCAGUAACUAUUGGAUAUGCGAUGGCAUCAUUGCACUGACAGACAUUGACAGAGCAUGGAGAGUUGGUGAUGUUUUGCAGCAUGAGAUGCCAUUCUUGAACAUUGACACCCAUCUCAAGAAUGAUGAAUCAGCAGGAAUGGCUUCCUAUCACCUGGCAAAGUCUGCUGAGCACAUGCCGUACUGGAUAUCGACAACAACUUCAACUUCCGGAUUUGUAGUGAGCCCCUCCGGUGUAAUUCCUGAGAAUAUGUUUUCGCACUCGCACAUGCUCGGCGUGCUCAAGCUCUCAAGGUGUGCCUUCAGUUUCUCAUCGCCUCCAUUCCUCUGUUGCCACAGCCUGAGAUUCCUGUGGCUUGAACAUUGCCGAGACCUCGUAACAGGGAGAAGUACAACAGAUCAUCACCAUACAGAGGCAAACAAGGAGUUGGGCAACCGGACCACGACAUCGUGGGAAUGCUUCCAGAGCUUGUGGGUGCUUGACCUGCGCUACACAGGUUGGGAUCAGAUCUGGUCCACAAGGGUGAUGGAUCUAAUGACCCAGCUCAGGGAGCUAAACGUGAUGGGAGCUGAAAACUGGGACAUGAGCCAUUUGCGAGGACGGCUGCGUAACAUUCGCAAGUUCCGGGUAACAAAGUCCACGUGCUUCUUCAGUGACAACAUGCUCUCGGAGAUGGAAAAUAUGGAGCUUCUUGAUUUUCCGGGAAACAUCAUCAGACAAGGCAUGGCAAGCAACAGUAGCCUCAAGACCGUGAUUAUUGAUGAAUUUGAUGGUUUAAAAAAAUCUUUUAAGGGCAAUAUGGAAUUGAAGAACUUGUACAUGAAAAGAAUUUCGAGGGGUCUCGAGGAGCUGGACCUGUCGGAUACAAGUGUGAAAACUCUUGACCUCAGAGGAGUGGAAGCCAAAUCACUCCCUAAGCGGAUUAUCCUGCUAGGCUGCGAGAAUGGCCGUGCACAUUGA
Molecule: messenger RNA, 1746 nt
Organism: Triticum turgidum subsp. durum (durum wheat)
Lineage: Eukaryota; Viridiplantae; Streptophyta; Magnoliopsida; Poales; Poaceae
Source: the annotation of a GenBank genome assembly